AAUGUUCUUGAAGGGAGAUUGCACCAUCCUUUUAGACUAAAAAAUUCAAGAUCAAGUUUGGUAGUGUAGAGAGGACGGCACACAUCAUCCUUUAAGAGCAUUAUCAUAUGAAAUCUAUAUGUGUUAAGAGAAUUAAACAAUACGUUGACGAGUAAGGCGAUCAAGGUUAUAACCCAGCAGUCAUGACCAGGGUUCAAAUUCCAACUAAGGCACAAAAAGGUUGGUUGAUUUCUUCCCAUUUUCUGAGUCUCUGGUUUAUGGAGUUAACCUGGAACUUUUUUAUGGAAGUAGCAGGUAAUGUAAGUUGUGCAGACUCUUCUUUGUUGCUGCUGAACCCGUGUCGACAUGAGAAGGGUGCAAGAUUCGUGUGGCAUUCGGUCAACCCACAUUGGAUACUUUGACUAGAGUCCAUUGACAAAUUUGGGGAAAAAUUGAGAUUUUGAUUUCUACAAGUAAAAGAUAAAACAAAUUUAAAAGAUAGCAUACCUUCAAUCCUUUUCAGCUUUUCCUCUUGGUCAAUAUUUUCUAUUUAUAAAUGUUUUCUUUCUCAAUGAAAAGAGGGAUAAUUUCAAAAUCAGUCUGUCACAUCCCAAAAUAACCCCUAGGCAUGACUGGCUCCCGACAAUACCGCUUGCCGAGAGAACCAAUUUUCUAUCCAUUCACCAUAUCUAGUGUAAUCUACCUACACUGAGCUAAAAACAUACACAACACUAUGUGCACGAAAUGAUCAUUAAUGCAGGAUAAUUAUCCAACAAAAUACAGCAUAGCGAUUUAUGAAAACGACAAUAGUUUAGAUAACAAAUCUCUAACCCAAGUCUCACACUGAGUUCAUGGAGCAUCUAAACAGAAUUACAUGAAUUCAACUAUUGGGCAUGCAAACCCAACGAAAGGAGAUAUAAGCUAAAAAUAACAAAAGAUGAAUUACAGCCUUCACGAAUAAUGCGAAGGUUCACCUCAGUGACAGAAUCCACACGAAAAGAUAGUCAGCCACGAACCUUUCGCUCUGCAACCAUAUCUGCAGGUAUGCAAGUAAGGAGUGAGUUAUAUAAAUAUAACUCAGUAAGAUCCUCGACCCGCUUCUUUAACACCCCUGGAACAAGUGUUAGAAAAUACAUGGCACAACAAAAUACACAAAUAAUAUGUACAUAAUAUCUUUCAUAAAGUAAUAUCAAUAAGAUUUCCAAAGAGGUUCAAUAAUGCCAUCCUGUAUCUCAACUCAAUCCACGUUUGUUGUGUUUAAUAUAAAUUUAAUAUUUUUUAGUGAUCUAGUGUCUGACACUCUCUUUCUGGAUAUGAUUUUCUUCUAUGUAAAAUCUGAAACAAGCUGUUUCAUAUAGCCUGUUAAUAAUCAUUUGAUAAUAUGCAGAAAGCAGCUAAAUUGGUUCAACCCUCAUUUAGAGGAGAAGGUUUCUCUGCUAUCCCAAAUGUAAAGUGGGAAGAUAUUGGAGGCCUUCAUUCUUUAAGACAUGACUUUGAUCGUUACAUUGUUAGGCGUAUAAAGAAUCCUAAAGAUUACAUGGGUUUUGGAGUGGAUUUGGAAACAGGAUUCUUGCUUUAUGGUCCUCCAGGAUGUGGUAAAACAUUAAUUGCCAAGGCUGUUGCUAAUGAAGCUGGAGCAAAUUUUACACACAUUAAGGGACCUGAAAUUCUGAACAAGUAUGUUGGUGAAAGUGAGUUAGCUAAUAGGACAUUAUUUACCCGUGCCAGGACAUGUGCUCCGUGCAUUCUAUUCUUCGAUGAGAUGGAUGCAUUGACAACUAAGCGUGGCAAGGAAGGAGGUUGGGUCGUUGAAAGGCUUUUGAAUUAGCUACUUAUAGAACUAGACGGUGCUGAUCAGAGGAAAGGUGUUUAUGUGAUUGGUGCCACAAAUAGGUAUUUUUCGUUCUUCUGGUUAAUUGUGUUUGUGGUUGAAGAUUGGAAGUAAAUGAUUCACAUCCUUUUUUGGUUCUUGUUCUUACUAUCAUAUUUGCAGGCCUGAAGUCAUGGACCGAGCCAUUCUUCAAACCUGGGAGACUUCUAUAUGUCCCUCUACCUAGUCCAGAUGAAUGCGGACUAAUUGUAAUAGCUCUUGGCCGGAAAAAACCUAUAGAUGCUAGUGUCGACUUAAUGACCAUAGGAAGAGAUGAUGCCUGUAAAAUGUUAGUUGAGUGGACCUAGCAGCACUGGUUUGUUAAUCUGUUGUGUUAA
Messenger RNA from Capsicum annuum, 2187 nucleotides. Its product is annotated as cell division control protein 48 homolog C-like. The transcript has 5 exons. The record is from RefSeq and is a predicted model, not a curated record. Gene Ontology annotation, biological process: ribosome biogenesis. Gene Ontology annotation, molecular function: ATP hydrolysis activity; ATP binding; RNA binding. Bases 1361 to 1807 code for a protein of 148 amino acids. Gene Ontology annotation, cellular component: nucleus. Lineage: Eukaryota; Viridiplantae; Streptophyta; Magnoliopsida; Solanales; Solanaceae.